UUCUUUUUAUCCACCAAAAAUAUAUGGGAUCCGAUUCGGACAUGGUGUUGGAACAUUCUCCAUCGACAAAGCCAGUUCAUGUAAUGCUCGUGUCGUUUCAAGGACAAGGCCACGUCAACCCUCUACUUCGUCUCGGCAAGCUAAUUGCUUCCAAGGGUUUACUCGUUACCUUCGUCACUAAUGAGCUUUGGGGAAAGAAAAUGAGACUAGCCAACAAGAUCGUUGACGGUGAGCUUAAACCGGUUGGUUCCGGUUCAAUCCGGUUUGAGUUUUUCGACGACGAAUGGGCAGAGGACGAUGACCGGAGAGCUGAUUUCAUUGUGUACAUUCGACACCUCGAGAGCGUUGGGAUACGAGAAGUGUCGAAACUCGUGAGAAGAUACAGAGAAGCGAACGAGCCUGUCUCUUGUCUGAUCAAUAACCCGUUCAUCCCAUGGGUUUGCCACGUAGCGGAAGAGUUUAACAUUCCCUGUGCGGUUCUUUGGGUUCAGUCUUGUGCUUGUUUCUCUGCUUAUUACCAUUACCAAGAUGGAUCUGUUUCUUUCCCUACAGAGACAGAACCUGAGCUCGAUGUUAAGCUCCCUGGUGUUCCUGUCUUGAAUCACGAAGAGAUCCCUAGCUUUCUCCAUCCUUCUUCUGAGUUCAUCGGUUUGCGGCAAGCGAUUCUUGGACAGUUCAAGAAUCUUAGCAAGUCUUUCUGCGUCCUGAUCGAUUCUUUCGACGUCUUGGAACAAGAAGUUCUUGAUUACAUGUCCACUCUUUGUCCGGUAAAAACCAUUGGACCGCUUUUUAAAGUCGCUAAAACCAUUACUUCUGAUGUAAGCGGCGACAUUUGCAAACCGGCGGAUCAGUGCCUCGAAUGGUUAGACUCGAGGCCUAAAUCAUCCGUUGUCUACAUUUCUUUCGGGACUGUUGCGUAUUUAAGGCAAGAACAGAUCGAGGAGAUCGCUCAUGGGGUUUUGAUAUCAGGUUUAUCGUUCUUAUGGGUGAUUAGACCUCCACCGCAUGAUUUCAAAGUCGAGGCCCAUGUAUUGCCGCAAGAAAUCAAAGAAAGUAGUGUCAAAGGUAAUGGGAUGAUUGUGGAUUGGUGUCCACAGGAGCAAGUCUUGGCUCAUCCUUCAGUGGCAUGUUUCGUGACUCAUUGUGGAUGGAACUCGACGAUGGAGUCUUUGUCUUUGGGGGUCCCGAUGGUUUGUUGUCCGCUGUGGGGAGAUCAGGUGACCAAUGCGGUGCAUCUUAUUGAUGUUUUUAAGACCGGAGUUAGGCUUGGCCGUGGAGCGACAGAGAAGAGGGUUGUGCCUAGGGAAGAAGUGGCAGAGAAGCUUUUGGAAGCGACAGUUGGGGAGAAGGCAGAGGAGUUGAAGAAGAAUGCUCUGAAAUGGAAGGCGGAGGCGGAAGCCGCCGUGGCUCCAGGAGGUUCGUCGGAGAAGAAUUUUAAGGAGUUUGUAGAGAAGUUAGGGGUGGGAAUAUCCAAAAGUUAAAGGAGAACGGAAACUAGACAAAGAGGCUGUCUUAUCAUUUUUUCAUCUAAGUGAAUCUUUCUGUGGUGGAUUGGGAAGUUAAAAUUUUCUGUCUUUGUUAAUCACGGUGUAAUUAAUUAUUAAUUCAAUGUUGGAAUCAAUAAAUUGUUAAUGCU
This is a messenger RNA of Capsella rubella, 1636 nucleotides long. RefSeq names its product UDP-glycosyltransferase 84A1. The transcript has a single exon. Lineage: Eukaryota; Viridiplantae; Streptophyta; Magnoliopsida; Brassicales; Brassicaceae. Gene Ontology annotation, molecular function: UDP-glycosyltransferase activity. Bases 24 to 1481 code for a protein of 485 amino acids. The record is from RefSeq and is a predicted model, not a curated record.